CGGCACUUGGAACAAUCAACGCAUUUUAUCACCACUUCUGCAGACCCCUACCAGUUGGUCCAGGAGUGCCGCCUACGGCGCGAAUACCGCUGUGGUGUCGUAUUGUUGCAGCCCUUCUGAGCUGUACUGAUUUGCAGCCACCGAGCUGUAGCAACUUGACUCCGGCGAUCACCAGUUUGUUUGGAUCAAUUCAUCAAAUCCUCUUUCUUGAGACGGCAUCCCUAAUUAACUGAACAACAAUGGAACCGGCUUCAGAUUCCUCAACGCCGGAAGUCGUUCUCGACGGCGACUUCUUGGCCCAGCUAAACAGUGCCGAUUCAAGAGCUCUGCUUGACACUAUUGACAGUCUCAGGGAGAUCCAUGUUGGUGAUCUCGUCGACCUGCCCCAAAUCAUUGUCGUCGGCGACCAGUCGUCGGGCAAGAGCUCCGUUCUCGAGGCCAUUUCCCGCGUUCGAUUUCCCGUCGACGGCGACUUGUGCACCCGCUUCGCCACCGAGCUUAUUCUCCGGCGUGCGAACGAGGUAGCUGUCAACGUUAGCAUCCAAUUCGCAGACCAUGCAGCAUCCACGGCGCACGGCGGUAGUGCACGCCAAACAUUUCAGAGGUCCACCUUCGACGAAGAUACACUUCCGGACAUCAUCAGGGAUGCGAAGGAGCUGAUGGGCAUUCGCGAGGAUGGGGCCAAGAAGUUCUCCAGGGAUAUCCUGCGCGUCGAGAUUGCCAAACCCGACGUAUAUCCCCUCACCCUCGUCGACCUCCCCGGAAUCUUCCACAGCGAGACGACGGACCAGGACUUGGAAGGCAAGCAGAUUGUCGACCAACUCAUUGAGAGCUACAUGAGCCAAGAUAAGAGCAUCAUUCUAGCCGUCGUGGCCACAAACAAUCAGCUGGCGAACCAGAAGGUUCUGCAAGAAGCCAAGAAGUACGACCCGGAGAGGAAGCGGACAAUCGGAGUCAUCACCAAGCCAGAUCUGGCCGGUUCCGGAUCGGCCAACGAGCGAAAGUACCUUGACCUUGCCAAGGGGCGCGAAAACAUGCACAACCUUGCCCUCGGAUGGUAUGUGCUACGAAAUAGUUCCGAACAGGAGCGAGCCUCAGGAGCUGAGGAUCGAGACGCGGUCGAGGAGCGAUUUUUUGCAACUGGGCCCUGGAGCUCCAUCAGCCCUGCGAACAGAGGCGUCGAAAGCUUGCGGAAGAGACUCAGCAAGGUUCUUCUUGACCACAUCAGGGCGAGCCUGCCCGGCCUCAUUCGAGACAUCAGGACCAAUUUGAGAACACGUCAGGAAGAGUUGGACCGGCUCGGCAAGGCAAGAUCUAGCACCGAGGAGCAGCGGUCAUAUCUUCUCAGCGUUGCCCACGAGUACCAGCGGUUAGCGCAUGAUGCAAUCGAGGGACGAUACAGCAACAAUCGCAAAUUCUUCGGGGGCAUUGGUCAGAGCGAGACAAAGCUGCGCGCAGUGAUACGAAACAGUAACCGCGCUUUCCAUGCGAUCAUGACAACUAAAGGCGGACGGUACAAGAUUCGGUGGGAGGACAAAAUUGAUGCCAAUGACGAUUCGGAUGAGUCUCCCGAGUACCUACGGGAUCUCAUCGAGGAAUAUGGCAUACCAGAUCCCGAGACGAAAGACGAGUCGACACUCAAAGCAGAGCUGCAGUCUCUGGCAUGCUUCAACCAUGGCAGGGAAUUUCCCGGAGAAGCCAAUGUGGAUCUCGCCCUACAACUUUUCAGAGAUCAAGCGGAGCCUUGGCAAGACAUUGCCUGGAAGUACCUCAAGCAUGUUUUGAGAGUCACUCAAGAGUUUGUGGACCGGGCCUUUGUUCACGUCAUCGGGGCAGAUGAGAAGACACAAGAAACAAUCAUCAACCGUUACGUGAACCCAUUCUUUGAGAGGAAGGAGGAGGAGCUCAGUGGCAAACUGCGCGAACUUCUAAUUCCCUACACCAAUGGCUAUGGGCCUCCGCUCGAGGCGGAAUUCUUGUCAAAAAUGCGUAAGAGGACGGAUGACCGGCUCACCAUUCGCAUCACGCGGCGGCUUUCGGAGUACCAUGAGUACAAUCAGAGUGGGCGUCUAAGUGAAGACAGAAUUCUCCAGACGUUUCGCGACUUGAAAGAUCCUGAAGUGGAUGAGUUCGGCACCGAAAACGUGAUCAACUUGAUGACCGCAUACUACGAGAUGUCGCUCCGAACAUUCGUCGACAACGUUAUCAACCUAGCAGCCGAGAGCUGUCUUGUCCGUGACAUCCCGACAAUCCUGACUCCGAUGAAAGUGGAUGAAAUGUCGGCCAACACCGUAGAGGAGCUCGCUUCGGAAUCCGAGGAAGUUCAAAUCCAGAGACGGAGACUCGAAGACGAGGUCAAAAUUCUGAGAGAAGGACUUCGCAAAUGCCAAAAGCACGAAAGAAGAGAAUUGCCAGGGCGACUUUCCGCUUCGGCGCGUCCUUCUUCUGGUACUGCACCCGGACAAGCACCUUCAAGAAGAGUCACGCCAUCACCGACACCCACCCGAGGUGGAAAUUCCCUAUCGCCUCUGGCAUCAACUUCCCCCAGCCAGCAACUGGCUAGUAUCUCUCUUCGGAAUCCAACGCCGCAGCCUCCGCCGACGUCGUUUCCCCAAACGUUCACCAACCAAAUUCAAGAAGGUAGCUCAACACCCCCUGUGUUCGGUGCCCCGCCUGGACAUACCUCCUCUUCACAUAGCCAACCCAUAGUUGGCAACAGCACCACUGCCGCAGGGCCUGCGCGUACGUCUCCGUUGUUCAGUGGCACCACCAAUAGGGCGCAGGAUAGGAAUACCACCGGGACAACUGGGAGUGGCACUGCUGGCAGAGGAAUCUUUGGCUCAGGUGGUUCUUCGUUUGGAGGUUCGGGUGAGUCAUUGUCUCUGUUCUCUUUCGGCACGGCCGCGAACUCGCAGAAGAGGAACAAUGGCGGCGAACACAAUAGGCAGCGUGUAUGAACCUUUUGCUCACAAGCUGCUGGGACCUCUUGUAACAUUCUAACAUGUUUUAAAGCAAGCCCGUUUGAGAGUGCACAAAUUCGUGAUAAAGUAUACUACGCUGGUAUGGAUGCCGUUCCGCGGUCAUGGAUGUAUUCUGCCACAGUUGCGAAAGAGCUCGGAGAGGGCUGCCGCUUUAUCCACAUAUGCUUCCAACCAGAAUUCAAGAAU
Molecule: messenger RNA, 3167 nt
Organism: Thermothelomyces thermophilus ATCC 42464
Lineage: Eukaryota; Fungi; Ascomycota; Sordariomycetes; Sordariales; Chaetomiaceae
Exons: 4
Coding region: 240-2957 (905 amino acids)
Cellular component (GO): membrane; microtubule; cytoplasm
Molecular function (GO): GTPase activity; GTP binding; microtubule binding
Source: RefSeq, a predicted model, not a curated record